GUCCACUGGUUAAAUAACAACCGGUGCUAUGACAAUUUAUUCCCUUUAAUGUGCAUGUUUAUGAAAAUGAAUGUUUUUAGGCAAAUAGCACGGACUAACACUUGUGUUAGCUUAAUCCAAAGACAAUGCACGGCAGCUCAAAUCUUCUUACAACGUUGUUUUGCAACAAAAGUUUUCCAGGGUGACGAAGUGGAAGCGUCGGCUAGGGUUGUUGCAAGACCGUCGCUACCAAUAAUAACCUCCAGAAAAAUACAGUUUCCAAACCCAUACAUUGAGCCGAAGCAAGCAUGGCUAGAGAACAUGGACACAAUAUCCUCUGAGAAACUUGGCAUUAUUGACCUCCACCCAGAUGUGUUUGGGACACCACCAAGAAUGGACAUUCUGCAUGAAAAUGUGGUCUGGCAGCACAAAUACCGCUAUAUUAACUAUGAAAAAGAGCUUUCCAAGGGGGACUUGGACAAACGUCGGCGUAAACCAUUUCCGCAGAAAGGAAUGGGUAAAAAGCGUGCUGGAAGUACCAAAGCGUGUAACUGGAAAUAUGGUGGAAGUGCGCAUGGUCCCCGAGGGCCUUACAGUACGUAUUACAUGCUGUCGAAAGAGAAACGAGAACUUGGACUGAGGAUUGCCUUGUCGGUGAAAUACGCCCAGGACGACUUACACAUAGUGGACUCUCUGGAAAUCCCGUCAGAAGAUCCCGAAUAUCUUCAAGAAUUGAUUGACACUCGUUACUGGGGCUUCUCAGUCCUGUUUGUCGAUGAUACUGACAUAAUGCCCGUCAACAUGUCACUGGCAGCCAGUGAGUUUGGACAGUACAAUCUCCUGCCUGUUUACGGGCUCAAUGUGUAUAGCAUCCUUAAGCAUCAGACCUUGGUGAUGACGUUAGCUGCUGUGGAAAAACUGGAGCAGAAACUUCUGGAGCAGAUGCACAAAGCUGAUGUUAGAAAAUAAGAACAGUGUUGUCAUGGAGUGAGCCAAAAAUCAGUUCUGCAAUAACUGAAAUAGACAAUUUAAGAUUAGUAUGGAUUGUUGUAUUGGGAAAAUUGAUAGAAAUAGCAAUUAGAUGAAUAAAAUUAUCAGUUCUUUGUAUCUAAAUUAAUUCUCAGUUAAAAGAUUCUUCAUUUUGGUCGUGCUACUUUAUAUUUCAUAUCUUUUUUCAUAUUGAAUGUUUCUGUUGGAGAGAAAUGCUAUGAAUUAAAGAAAAUCAUGCAUUGAUUGUUUCUUGUGUGUACAUGAAUUACAAGAGCCUAAGUAACAGAAAACAGUAGACAAGUCAUGUUCAUUGUAACAGAAUUAGAUCAUAAACUUACCUAACAGUCUAGGCUUAAGAAAGUAAGAUUCUUUUGGGAAACAAUACCUAAGAUUAUCAAUGCUCACUUUGCAGCAACUAAUAACAACAAUAAAAUUGUUUAAACAUGCAUUUUCUUUUACAAGGAUGUUUCAUGCAGACAUUAAUGAGUAAAAUAAUGUUCAAUACAUGUACAUUAAAUCAUUGCCAAUAUAAUCUCACAUUAUGGCAUUUCAUUACUCUUGAAAUUACUGAUUAAUACUGCUAUAAUGCUACCUAAAGAAGACAUUCAGGUAUAAUGAAGUGUACUUAAAUGAUUAGACAUUAGUAUGCCAUUGUUUAUGACACCAUUUUUAGCUCGGCUGUUUUCAUAGAAAACCUGAGGUAUUGUCAUAGCCAGCUCGUCGUGUCGUGUCCGCCGUCCGGGUCGUGCUAAAACCUUAACAUUUUGUCAAGGUUUUGAACAUUGGCUCUAAAAUCAAAGUGCUUCCACCUACAACAUUGAAACUUCAUAUGUAGCUGCACCUUGAGGAGUUUUACUCGCCACACCCAUAUUUGGGUCACUAGGUCAAAGGUCAAGGUCACUGUGACCUCUAAAAAAAUAAUCUGACAAGCUUUCAUUUAUUCAUAAAUGCACCGGCAGCCGAGCGUUGGCACCCGUUAUGUGGUGCUCUUGUUUAGUUUUUUUUAGUACAGUGUAGUUGACUGCAUUGUAUCUGUUUUCAUAGUAAGAGAUUCAGGAAGCAUCUAGAAACUUAAUCAUUGCAUUGUAUUGAGGUGUCUCACAUUAAAAAACUUCAUUUUUUCUUUAACACGUUUAUUUGGAAUUAGUUUUUCUUCGUUUUAAAGUAAUCAGAUCUUGUAAAUGUUGUCUCAACAAUUGUUUUUAUUGGAGCUGUGUUCAGGAUAAAUAGAGUGGUAUAUUUAAUGGCUCAUCGAAUUUCUGCUAUUGUUUUAUGCAUACAACUGUGCUGAUGUAAGUCAUCGAAUUAUUGAAGUAUUGUUUAUAAACUGCAAAACGUGUCGGUAAAAUUUGAUAAUUGUAAUUACUUCACAAUUGUCUGAAAUUUAAUAUAAAUUAAUAAAGUA
This is a messenger RNA of Dreissena polymorpha, 2374 nucleotides long. Its product is annotated as 39S ribosomal protein L4, mitochondrial-like. The record is from RefSeq and is a predicted model, not a curated record. Gene Ontology annotation, molecular function: structural constituent of ribosome. Gene Ontology annotation, cellular component: ribosome. Gene Ontology annotation, biological process: translation. The transcript is spliced from 2 exons. Lineage: Eukaryota; Metazoa; Mollusca; Bivalvia; Myida; Dreissenidae. The coding region runs from base 49 to 948 and encodes 299 amino acids.